AUGUCUGUCCCGGAUCGUACCAACGGUACGAAUGCCAGCAGAGGUGCUCAAGCAUCACCACCACCGAAGGGCAUCUAUGUUCCCGUCCCUACAUUCUUCGCCAAAGAGGGCACAUCGUCCUACGAUGAAAUCACACCUCCGCUCGAUCUCGAGACCCAGUCUGAGCACUCGCUCUUCCUCGUCAAGGGCGGCAUCAAGGGCCUCGUCAUACUUGGCAGCACGGGCGAAGCAAUCUUCCUUCGAUCUGAGGAGCGCAAGAACUUGAUCAGCAGCCAACGGAAAACAUUGGAUGAUGCUGGAUACAAGGAUAGACCAAUCAUUGCGGGCACAGCCACGCAGCAGAUCGAUGAUACGCUGGAGUUAAUCAAGGAGAGUAAAGAGGCUGGUGCUGAGUAUGCCAUGGUUCUCGGACCAGGCUACUUCGCUCCAAGUACAAGUCAGCAGGGUAUUCAGAAGUGGUUCGAGGCUGUCGCAGAUCGAUCGGUGCUGCCAGUAAUGAUAUAUCACUAUCCGGGUGUUACCAAUAACCUAUACAUUGCUCCCUCGACAUUCGAGAAGCUAGCAGCACAUCCCAACAUUGUUGGCACGAAGCUCUCGCACGGUAUCAUCGACGACCAGACGCUCAUUGCUGCAAAUCCUCGGAUCGACCACGAGCACUUCUACGUCUUCACAGGUCUCGGCCAGAAUCUACUGCCGGUCCUGACGAUCGGAGGUGUCGCAGCCAUCGAUGGUCUAGCCGGAGUCUUCCCUCGCAUCGUCGUAAGACUGUUUCGCUUGUUCAACGACAGUGCGGCCAAGGGCACCACUAAGAAAGACAUUGACGAGAUGCGUCUUCUGCAGUACAGGAUCUGUGAAGGCGAGAAGCUUGUUGCGGCAUGGGGCGUCGUAGGUAUCAAGGAAGCCAUAGCUCGGAUGUGGAAUAUGGGGAGCAAGACAGGCGGACGCCUUCCUCUCGCUGGUGGAUUUCAAGACGGGGAGAAAGAGUGGCAGAAGUGGUCCGAAGUCUAUCAAGGCUUGAAGGAGCUCGAAGAGCAGUUUAAGUCUGAGGGUAAAGAAAGUUAG
Recurvomyces mirabilis is the source of this 1062-nucleotide messenger RNA. RefSeq lists its product as uncharacterized. Lineage: Eukaryota; Fungi; Ascomycota; Dothideomycetes; Mycosphaerellales; Teratosphaeriaceae. The transcript has 2 exons. Gene Ontology annotation, molecular function: 4-hydroxy-tetrahydrodipicolinate synthase activity. The record is from RefSeq and is a predicted model, not a curated record. Bases 1 to 1062 code for a protein of 353 amino acids.